AUGCUUAGUCUCACUUCAUCGGAUAUACCGUUAGUUUAUAAAAAUAGUUUAGCAAAAUUAGUUACAAGCCUUCCCUAUGUAGAUGCAGAAGCAGAUGAUAAUAUUAAGAUCAAAGUUCAAAGACUUAUCAAAUAAGAAAUGGCUUUGAUGGAAAAAUAAGAUUAUUUAUAAGAUUUACCAAUGCCAAAAACUCAUUUAUAUGAUUCACCAUUAAUUUAAGAAGAACUUUAAAGAGUUAAAAAUAUGUAGCUUUUAGAAGAACCUUAACUACUUUAACUUCCUAACCUCGAUUUAGAUAUUGCAGAAGCUAGUUAGUUAAAAGAAUUCAAUGAUAUUGCUAGCAAAAUUAAUUAAUAUAAUAAUAUUAAAUAAGUUAACUUAGAAUUAAUGCUUAAAUAUGGUCCUGAAGCUCACAAAAUAUUUAUAGAAUAUUAAAAAAAUUUUAAAAAUGAAUUAAGUAGCAUGAACGAAAAGUUAAAAGCCUAAAUUGAAGAAGUUAAUUCAAAAAGAAAAUUUGAUUAAAGUAAUACAAAUGAUAAAUUAAGCAACUAUCAAUAUAAAAUUGGAAAUUUGUUAAGAAGAAAUGAAGAACUUGAAAUAGAAUGCCAAAAAAUUGAGCAUGAAGUUCUCACUUUACGUAAAAAAUAGCUUAAAUUAAAUUGA
Molecule: messenger RNA, 663 nt
Organism: Tetrahymena thermophila SB210
Lineage: Eukaryota; Ciliophora; Oligohymenophorea; Hymenostomatida; Tetrahymenidae
Product: breast carcinoma amplified sequence protein
Exons: 1
Biological process (GO): mRNA processing
Cellular component (GO): precatalytic spliceosome; catalytic step 2 spliceosome; Prp19 complex
Source: RefSeq, a predicted model, not a curated record